This is a messenger RNA of Knipowitschia caucasica, 531 nucleotides long. NCBI's taxonomy places the organism in Eukaryota, Metazoa, Chordata, Actinopteri, Gobiiformes, Gobiidae. The record is from the annotation of a GenBank genome assembly.
AUGGCCCGGGGAUGCGUGGGACACUGCGCGCUCUCCUUCUACCUGGCUUUGCUCUUUGACGCCGCGGGGCUGACGGUGCUGCUGGUGGGGAUCUUCGGCCAGCUGACACGGGACGGACGCUUCUACGGGGACUUCCUCAUCUACACGGGCUCCCUCAUCAUCUUCCUCAGCCUGGUGUGGUGGCUGCUCUGGUAUACGGGGAACGUGGGGAUGUCCAGGGGCCCCAAAGUGCGCUGGGGCUCCGGGGCCAGUGGCAUCAGCUUUACGCACUGGGCUCGGAAGAUGUCCCAGAGACUGUCUGUGGUGAGCGUGGAGCAGAAGAAAAAGUGCGGAGUGGAGAGCGGAGUGGGCUGCGAGGAGAAGCGCGCCUCUGGGCAUGAGAAUAAAGGCUUUGAGGGGUCUCCGGAGGGGGGUCGGGUGGAGCGGGAGGAGGAGGAGGCCGGGCGGAGGAGCGUGGAGCUGGGCGUGAUGCGGGAAGUGGAGUCCUCGAACGGGAUGAAGCUCCAGGACAGAGAGGAGAGGCUGCUCUGA